Molecule: messenger RNA, 1848 nt
Organism: Neoarthrinium moseri
Lineage: Eukaryota; Fungi; Ascomycota; Sordariomycetes; Amphisphaeriales; Apiosporaceae
Exons: 4
Coding region: 1-1848 (615 amino acids)
Biological process (GO): SCF-dependent proteasomal ubiquitin-dependent protein catabolic process
Cellular component (GO): SCF ubiquitin ligase complex
Molecular function (GO): protein binding
Source: RefSeq, a predicted model, not a curated record
AUGUAUGUGCAGAGUGCUCGGCAGAAUCGAGCUGCCCGAUCGAUUCGAGGCCCGCAAUCUGCUCUCACCGAUUUCUUGGCCUCUCAGAACAUCUCAGCCCAUCAAAUCCGUGCAGAUGCAGAUGCACGGCGUCAAGCUGCGGCUGCAGCAGCCGCCGCCGCUGGUGAGCAGGCCACCAACUCGGCGGAACCUGGCUCAGAGGGAAAUGAUGAAGAUGGGGAUGCGGACGAAGAUGGUGAUGAGGUUGCAAGCGCCGCUACAACCGCCCGAAGAGCUCAGGAGGAAAAACGCAAGAAGCAAGCUCAGGCCAUCGAGAAGAUCAAGAAGAGCAAAGCUUACCAGAAGCGAAAGAAGGACGCUGAUGAGUCGGACUCAGACGAUAUCGCCGACGCCAUGUUUCGCGAGAAGCUGCCUCCUCUCCCUGGACAGAUGGAGAACUGCGAGAUCUGUGAGAAGCGUUUCACCGUAACGCCAUACUCACGCGCCGGCCCAAACGGAGGUCUACUCUGCACCAAGUGUGCCAAAGAUCUCGCCAAGGACGAUGGCCCUGCGAAGAAGAAGAAAAAGAAGGUCGCAGGCCAGGGUGCUGGCCGGCGCAAGGUUCAGAGCAGGAUUCUGGACGGCACCUACUCGGUUGGUGCCAAGAGCAUGAUGACCCUGUGCAUCGAGACUCUGGCGAAGAACAUUGACCUGGCUGUCGAACUCGGCGAUCUCCCGGCCCCUCUCGUCGACAAGAUUGCGCGUCAACUAUCCAAACGUCGGCUCCUUACCCCACAGAGUCUUGACCUAUUCCUACAGCCGCAAUGCGAGGAUGUCAACGUCUACGACGGCUCGCGCCUGAGCUCCUAUGACUACAUCCGAAUUUUCCAACAGGUCACAAAGCUGAAGAAUCUCAAGAUACGGAACGCUAUCCAGUUCAAGGAUGACGUUAUGGCCUAUCUGAUCACCAGAAAUAUCAAUCUCGAUGGCAUCCACCUCCACGGCGCCAAUCUACUGACUGAAGACUGCUGGAGAACCUACUUGGAAGCCAAAGGCGAGCAUCUCAAGACCAUCAAGGUGUACUACACGGAUAAACACUUUGGGGACGACCUUGUGGCUUCACUGAGGGACCUGUGUCCUUCACUGAAACGCCUGAAGAUCUCCAACAACCAGAAAGUCUCCGACAAGGGUGUUGAGCAUCUUGCCAACAUCUCGACGCUUGAACAUGUGUCACUAGACUUGAGAACCUUCACAUCAACUGAGCCGUAUCUCAAGCUCAUCAACAGCAUUGGAAGCAACUUGCGAACCUUGUCCGUGAAGCAAGUGAUGGAUCUGGAUGACCGUGUUUUGGAUGCGAUACACGAAAACUGUCGAUCUCUCUCCAAACUUCGUAUCACCGAUAGUGAGGUCAUGACGGACCCAGGAUUUGCAAGAUUGUUCAAGAACUGGGGAAACAAGCCGCUGACUUUCAUCGACUUUCAGCGAUGUCGCCAGGUCGAUGCCGCAAACCCGCGCGAGAAUCCUCAUCUAGUCGGCCUCUGCUCCGACGGAUUUCGUGCACUGAUGGAGCACUCUGGUAAAGGUCUCAAGCACCUCAAUGUCCAUGCUUGCCGACACAUCAGCCAGGCAGCCUUCGAAGAUGUGUUCUCUGCCGAGAAGGAGUAUCCUGAGAUGACCCAUCUCGAGGUCAGUUUCUGCGAAGACAUCACUGACUUUAUCGUUGGAAGCAUCUUCCGGAGCUGUCCCAACAUGAAGGAGCUGAAUGUUUUUGGCUGCAUGAAAGUCAAGUCUGUCAGAGUUCCACGUGGCAAAAUCCUUGUUGGCGUGCCGAAUGCCCGCGGAAUGAUCAUCGAGGGGUUUGAGGAUUAA